GGUGUAGCAGCAGGUUGAGCAGGUUGUUUCUUGAAUACACGACUGCGUGCCCGCCCACUCUGUGCAUUCUGACUGCUGAUUCACUCACACUUUGGCAGCUCAGUGAAGAGAUUUUUGUUGCCCGCGCACCUGUUCUGAUCUGUUAGACACCAAGAAAAGAUCACAAUCCAAAGGGCUGAAAUGGGAAUAUAUUUAAAAAUCACAUGUUUUCUCCUGCUUGUCCAAACCGCUCACUUGGCAUUGCCCGAAGAUUCGACUGACUCCCCGGGACGUACAAUUGAUAAAAUAUGGCUCCGUGAUCUAGUUGAUAGACCAAACAAAAGCCAAAAUCAAACCAGUGUAGAAGAUAAUGGGCCUGGUAUUGGGUCAGGCAUUGAUGAGAGCAGUGGGAGGCCACUGGGCUCCGGAAUACAAUUAGAGGAAGAUGACUAUGUGUCAAAUCAAGAGGAAGAGACACAACAAACAUCUGAUGAAACCGUGGCUGCCAGUUUCACAGCACUUCCAACAACCAACACAGGUGGAAAAGCUGAACUGACAAACACUGCCGUUUAUUCAAGUGUAUCUCCUGCAAAUGAGAGUAAAACAAAUACGUCAGUGGAAGGGGAUCACUUUUAUAAAUCAACAACUUUGGCAAACUCAGCAACUUCUGCUAAUCUGACAACAUCUUCAGAUAACUCGACAGCACCUUCAGCUAACUCAACAGCACCUUCAGCUAACCUGACAACAACUUCAGCUAACUCGACAGCAACUUCAGCAAAUUCAACAGUGACUCUGGCUAACCCAACCACUAAUGAAAUGAUCACACAAAUCUCCACCAGCUUUCCAGAGCUUUCCAACCACACAGAGUUUGUGAUUCCGAACAUCACUACAGAGCGCAACAGUGUGCAUGAAUCCAUAACAGAACCAAAUACCGUAACAGUUUUAAUCAACAGAACACAAUCUAAAACUGCUGCAACGACAGAAGAUGCAAAUGGAAAAGAGGGAUCUUCAUCUCCAACAAUGUUCUCCAGUGAGACAACAGAAAAGAUGCCUGUGAAGACAACUACCGCUGCUCCUACCACAGCAAAAGAAGCUAACUUGACAGACAAAAAUGGAGCCUCGGGGGGAAACGCUGAAAGAGGUUUUGCAUCAGAUUUGCAGAUGAAUCAAAGGCACAGAGCCUGGGGUGCUGUUCUGGGAACAGCAGUAGCUGUGACCUGCGUGGGUCUGGUGGUCUACCUCAUCAAGAAAAAGAAAACCCGCAAAGGUUUCUCUCACAGGAAACUGAUUGAGGAGUUCCCUACAGACCCGGUUCUCAGAUUGGACAACAGCGAGCCUUUGAACUUGAAUUAUGCUGGUUCUGCCUAUUACAACCCCGGACUCCAAGGAGACAACAUCCAGAUGACUGACUUCCCCGAAGACCACAGAAACUGAAUGAACAAACACAUCCGUCACCUUACUGACAUUUGAUCAAAAACUGGCAAUGUGCAGUCAAUGUGUAAAUAACUCAGACAAAACUGACAGUUAUGUUUUUUUGUAUAGAUCUUUUGUCAGCAACCAGAAAUGAACAGAGUGAUAAGAGAAGGUCAAGAUUUCUGAUAUAUACAGCGACAGCCAAAGUUAAUACCUUUUUAUGUAUAUUGCCAAAAGGAAUCAACCAUUAAAAUGUUGCUUAUAACUUA
Messenger RNA from Thalassophryne amazonica, 1661 nucleotides. It is a transcript of the gene muc15, whose product is annotated as mucin 15, cell surface associated. The transcript is spliced from 4 exons. The coding region runs from base 181 to 1413 and encodes 410 amino acids. The record is from RefSeq and is a predicted model, not a curated record. Lineage: Eukaryota; Metazoa; Chordata; Actinopteri; Batrachoidiformes; Batrachoididae.